ACGUCACGUCAUUUCAAUUUCCUCGUCUGUUCGUCUUUCGUCAGUUUUUAGACUUAAUUUGUUGUGAAAUUGUAAGUGGAUUAUCUAUUUAAUCGUUUUUCGAACAAAAUGAACACCUCUCUACAAGACUUUUGCCAAUUCAAGUAGAGCAAUAGUCAAAAUUGACAUGGCAUCCUGAACUUUCAUCGUGGAAUUUGUGGAUGGAUUUAUUUAAAGAAAGAAAAAUGAGGCGAGCACACGCAGGAAACUACUAUGAACCUCUCCCAACUCACAGCCAGUAUGAUACGGGUGAUAAUCUGGAAGAAACCAAUGAACAGAUGACAUCAGACCUUCGCAAUAAAAUUUCUGCGUUGAAAUCACUGACAAUUGAUAUUGGAGCAGAGGUCAGGGAUCAAAACAAACACUUGAGAGAUCUGGACAACGAAUUCGACCGAACUGGUGGCUUCCUGGGUAACACAAUGAACCGCGUGAAAAGACUUGCUAAGAGUGGGAAAAACUACCCUAUAUGCUACUUGCUUCUCUUCUCAAUGCUAGUUUUUUUCAUUUUAUAUUUCUAUCUUAAGUUCAGGUGAGAGCGACCUCUCUCAUCACACUAUGUUGUUCGUGAAAUUCUAAGGCUGUGUUAAUUUUGUCAUUGUACAUGGAAAUGGCUAACAUUCAUCAACAGCUUUGUGAUUUAAGUUCUAAGCCAAUCGUCGUGUCCCAUACGUGUUGAUGAUUGCCAUCCACUUCUCUUCCAAUUAUACCUAAUUUGAAAGUUUAAGCAUGAUUGAGUCCAAUUGAAGGAGUAAUUUGUGUGUCGUCCUUGAGAAUGAUACAUACUGACACCGAGCACACUUAAGCGUGAGUCUCUAAAUUUUUGCGCUUAAUGAACUGAGGAUUAUUGAUGCUAAAAAAUCCUACACCAAGUUACAGCUUCAGAUACCACUCUUAUCUUCCUUUUUCUCUGUUUGAGUAGCACAGAGGAGAGAUAGAAAAAAAAACACUAAGAAGUGGCCCAAACUGUAUUCAACAGGGUGGAGAACUCUCUUGGCUUUGUUUUCCCCAUGAAAUGGUGUGGACCCACCACCUUGGCAGUGCAGAAGUUAAUGGUCGUAUAGCACAAGAGUUGGGCUCACAGUCCAAACUUCUGGAAGUAUUGGCAAACAAUUUUAAAAUCAUACUUUUGACCCAGACUUGCAGUGUAUGAAAAAAUGGGAGAAAGGACUGUGUAGGUACGGAGUACCAAGAAAUUCAGCACCGGCUUAAUUUUACUAUUAUUUGAUAUGAUGUGCCUCACGGCCUCCUGAGCAGAAUGACCUUUCAUAAUUAAACUUUCUAUGUGCCAAUCUAGAGGAAGGCAGGGCUGAAUAGUGAAUUUUUUAUUAUUUCUACUUGCCUUAUUUAGCAGAAAGGUUGCAACACUAUAUUGGUGAUUGAGAAGAGCUUUUGUGGAAGGCUAAAAAGAAGACGGAUGAAAAAAAUCCAAUUCCUCUAAAUGGUAACAGUGUGCGGCGCAGCGUCUAAAUUAACUUUUGAGCCAUACUUUUCUGGACAUUGGCACACAAAGUUUGAUUUGAAGAGAUCAUUAGGCUAAGAAGGUCAUAGGUAAAAUAAAAUACAUAAUAUUAAAAUUUAGUUGGUGCCAAAUUACUUGGUAUUCCAUGUGUAGUCCUUUAGUCUAAUUUACUUUCUGAGUAUUUGUUUAUUUUUUGUAUCUCUAUUGGACCCUAUUUUUUUUUUUGCAAAUUGUCAAUGGGUGUUAAUUUUUUUAAUUCUGUGUAUUUCAUUUAUUUCUUGGAUUAGACAUGCUCCUUUUUUCAUCCAGAUCUUAGGCGAGGGGUUACUGUCCAUUCACAUUGUUGUCGCCUGUAACUCAGUUGUGUCAAGUUGACUUUUUAGAAAAUACACACCACUGUAAUCAUAAAGUCUGCUUCCUUUUAUAUUUGAUCAUCUUAAAAUCGAAUAAACUGCAUUUUGCUAUUAGGAACUACAAUUUCUGGCACUUGUUAGAAGCAGCAUAUGUACCCUAAGUCUCCUUAUGCAGGUAGGUACUUCUAAGGGUAAGUCUGGAAUUGUAGUUCCUGGUUGCAAAAUGUGGUCCAAAUAACGGUUUGCUAAUAUUUCUUAGAGUGAUUCUGGAUAAUCUAUGUGUAAAAAUAUGUUAAAAAAAGUUGGUGAACAGAAAAACAAUGAAAAGUUCCUUGGAAAAGUUCCUCCUAAAAAACUUCAUUGCCUUGGCAACAUUUUACAAUAAAAAAAAUGAAACAAAAAAUGUGGCCCAAAUAGUGUAAGUAAAAGGAAGAUAGAAUAGUGCUGGGUUCAUAGUUUUUUGUCUGAAAUCAAAGCCAAAAGAUCCAAAAAUUAUAAUUCCCAAAAUGAAAGCCAAUGAGUGUCGGUGCAAAAUUGAGGGGGGGGGGGAGAGGAGUGUUCAGCCCAAGCAGAUGCUUUGGAACACUACAAGGGGUCAUAGUAAGAGAUCCAUGCCGGUUUGAGUCUUCUUAGGCCUCAUCAACAGAUUACACUUGGCCAGUGAGCCCUGCAUAGGAUCCUGCAAAAUCCUAGGCAACCUAGGCUGGAUCACCCUAAGUGUGGUCUGCUGAUGAGGUCAUAGAAGACCCAAAUCGAUAUAGAUCUUUCAGCCCCCAGUUUAGUAUUCCAAUGCAUAUGCCUGAGCUAAACACUUUCCCCCUCUUGUCGCCUCUCUAGUCUUGCACUGAAACUCCUCAGAGCUCAUUUUGUGACCCUUAUUUAUAAUUUUUGAAUUUUUUGGCUUUGAUUUUCCCGCAUAAUUGUGUGGAUUCAGCACUGCUCUACAUUUUGUUAUAUAUUGCGACAUUUAGUACAACAUGGGAGGGGCCCAGUGAAAGGGCGGCAACAGGGGGUUUUAAAUGAAAUGAGGGAAUGCCAACUCCCUGACUAGUUAUGGGAGGACCAAGCUUUGUGGCGGUUCGGCGUCACAAAGCGCCUGAUAGCGCCAUGGAAACGACUCUUAUGUAUGUAAUACAACGUCUGUCAAAGCUGGUCCGCGGCGUAAACAAAGCUGGAUUUUUUGUGGGAGGUCCGAGAGUUCAUUUUACUCUUCCUGGGAAUAGAACUGAACAGCCAUGCAUAGUCAUAAAUUUACAGGUUGGGGAGGUUGCUUCCCCCAAACUUCCCCUUGUUAUGCCUAUAGCUGAAGGAUCAAAGCAAAGCUGUUAAAGAAUUGUUCAAUCUUAUUAAAAGUCUUACUGUGAGAUAGAUCAUCUUUUUUAUGUAUUAUCGUUUUUAUGUUUACUCUUUAUCGUUUUCAAAUCUUAAAUUAUUCUUGCAAGGUUCAAUUGUUCUAUGUAAAUAAAAAAAAUUUAUAAUGGGUA
This is a messenger RNA of Bemisia tabaci, 3335 nucleotides long. It is a transcript of the gene Bet1, whose product is annotated as blocked early in transport 1. The record is from RefSeq and is a predicted model, not a curated record. Lineage: Eukaryota; Metazoa; Arthropoda; Insecta; Hemiptera; Aleyrodidae.